Molecule: messenger RNA, 2293 nt
Organism: Paramecium sonneborni
Lineage: Eukaryota; Ciliophora; Oligohymenophorea; Peniculida; Parameciidae
Source: the annotation of a GenBank genome assembly
AUGAAUAAAACAAGAUCAAGUUUUGCUAUUGCUACAUCUAGAACAAAAACACAAAUUAAUUUAGCUAGUCAAGGAACACUUCCUUGUCCAUAACAUUCUUCUUUCAAUAUCUCUCAUGUUUGCUUAUGUACAACUUGUACCUAAACUAUUUCAUUUUGUUCUGAAUGUCUUUUUGAAACUUAACAUUAAUAACAUUUAGCUAAACAUAAAGAGCAUAUUAUUGGAUGGAAUGACUUAAUGAUUCUUUGUAGAAGAUAAAGUGUAUCAGGUAGAUUGGGAGAUGAACCUUAAAAAGAAUUAAAUUAAAUAGUACUUUCAACUUAAGCUCAUUAAGCUAGUUUUAAAACUUAUAUUAAAAAUUAGGAAUAACUCAUUAAUAAUGAUUUUGAUGGAUUAAUUACUAAAUUUACAGAAAUGAUAAAUAAAGUUAAAGCUGAAUUUAUGGCUCCUUAUAAAAAUUAUUUGCAAGAUCUUAUUGAUAUGGGAACUAUAUUAGAAAAAUUAGUUUCAGAUUAUUACUUAGAAAAAAAUAAAGAUUAUAAUAAUGAUUAUGAUAAUUUCUUAAGUGAAGUUAGUAAAUUAUAAGAAUAAUAAACUUCAAAUAAAAAAAAUGAUUAAAAUUAAUAUAAUCUUAGAAAAUUAAUGCAAAAUAUUAUACCACUUGUAAGUAAAGCAAAUGGUUAAUUUUAAAGAGCAUUACAAUAAUAAAACUUAAAUGUAGAAGAGGGAGAAUCAUAAAAGUCAGGAUAUUCUUUAUUUAGUAAUAUGGCAUUAAAGUAAAGUGAUAAUUAAGUACUUAAUGAUUUGGUUAAUGAUUAUAAAGUAUUACUUAAUAGUAGACCUUGUUACAAAAAUUAAGGAUUAGCUUAAUAAACUUAUAAUGGAAUGUAAGAACUAAUAGAUAAAUGUUAUCAUUCUUUGACAUAAGUUGAUUUUAUGGCUCCAGGCUACAAAAGUUAGAUGAUUAAAAUGAAUAAAGAGAAUUUAAGUUUAAAGUAAUAACUAGCAUCACCUAAAGGAACAAAAUAUUUAGAAACUAUUAUUAAGGAAUAGAGUACUAAAACAUUAAAAUAAUUAACUAAAUUAGAAGAAGAUGAAGAUGAAAUAAGAGAAAUGUAACUUAAACAUAGAUUAAGAUAAACUACUUAAUUAAUCAUUUCUGAUCCUAUUACAUCAAUUUCAUUUGUUAAAACAAUCAAAACUACUCACAAAUAAGGUAUUAAUUGUAUGGUUUAAUUUGAUGAUGAUUUUAUUGCUACUGGAUCAAAUGAUAGAUCAGUCAAAAUUUAUAGAUACAGAGUUUAUGAAUUAUUUAAAGAAAUAUAAUUUAAGACUGAUGUAACUUCCUUAGCAGUUUAAAUAAGAAAAGAUGGCUCUUCCUUUUUGAUUGUUGGGUUAUUUAAAGAUAUUUGUAUCUUAAAUUAAGGAUUCGAAGUACUAAAAUCAAUUGAUAGAAUUCAUAAUGGUUAAAUUAAUUCUAUUGUUUGCUUAGAAGAUGCCUGUACUAUUUUUAGUUGUGCUUAAGGUGAUAAUAGAUUAUUAUAAUGGAAUUCUUAAAAUGAUUAACAGAAAAAAUACUUUGAACAUAGAGAUUCAAUUACAUGUAUGGCAUUACUUGGAGAUCAAUAUGUAGCUUCUGGUGGUAAGGAUAGAAAUAUCAAAGUAUAUAAACAAACAUAUGCAAACAAUGUUUUUGAAAAAUUAUAGCUGUCUAUGAGUUUAUCUGAUGCUCAUCCAACAGAAGUAACUAGUUUAGCUUAUGGUGGUGGUAGCAUUCUUUAUAGCAGUAGUGCAUCUGGUGAAUUGAAGAUUUGGGAUUUUAUGGAUGGAACAUUAAUAAAAUAAGUAAAAAAUUAUGCAGGAUGGUGUUUCAGAAUAAUAAACUUUUAAUUAGAAGAGGAAUAGAAUUCUUAAUAGAAAACAUAACUUUAGACUUCGAUUCCAUUAUGUGGAUCACCAAGAAGAAAGAAGUAAAUUUAAAAUGAAUAUGAAUGCAUAAAGAAUAGUUUUAUAGGGACAGUAAGUUUUGAUGGAACAUUCAAGAUAUUCAAUGGUAAAGCUUUAGUGAAUGAUAAGUAAGAAAUGUAAAUAAAUAAAUUAGCCCAUAACCAAUGAUCACAACAUAAUUGAAAUCGAUACAUGAUUGUCAUCCAUUUGGAGGAGUAUUAGCAAUAAGAGAUAGCAUAACAGAUAAGAUUGAUAUUUUAAGUAGUGGAAACAAGAACGAUUGCAAUAUCUAAUUGUAUAGUUUAGCAUAAUCAUGAGUCAUUUUAUAUAAUAUACUAAGUUAACA